AGAGUACUGGCAGUAGCUACGCAGGAAAGAGAGAAAAAAAACAGAUUUCUCGCCACACAGUGCAGCAGCCACUUUUCACCUCCGGAUCGAAGGCCAAACGAAGUCGGAUCGUGCUCAAAUUUUAGUAUGUUGUUCCUCACACACUCCUCUUCAUAUCCAACGGUCAGUUUCUCGUUUUGAUGCCCGGAAGGCUGUUUUCUGGUUGCGUUUUCAGACCUGCGUUUUUGGGAGUUUUUACUCCAUUUUAUGGUGAAUUGUUGAUUGUUGUUGUUCCAAGGUUGCUCCUUGAUGAUUGUGUAUGCCUCUAGUGUUUACUAGAGAGGAGAACUUGUUGUACCCACUUGAUUCUUGGUGAUUAGUGGAAGUUUGGGAGCCGUUGUUGAGCGGCCGUGGUUUUCUCCCCGAUUUGGGGUUUCCACGUAAAUCGUGUGUAUCUACUUUAUUAUCACUGCCAUUUAUUUGUGUGUGUGCUGCUGAUUUUUCAGAGUUUAUUGUGCUUGUUAUUCAUCUCAUUAAUUUGGGGAAAAGAUUUUAUACGCUUCCGUUGUGUUUUGUUCCGUGCUUCCCCGACAAGCUCGAUGAAAAAUAAACAGAGUGGUAAUCUCAAUGAAAAUGAGUUGUAUCAGAAAGGGGCAGAUUCAGCUCAAUAUGAAUAGAAUCUAUAUAUAUCAUCGCCACCGGAGGCCGGCACCCCCCAUCACCACCGGGGAGGCUGAGGCCCUCAUUCAGAGGGUUGGGAUCACGGCCGAACAAUUCAAGGAGGUGCUGGCCGCACUUGCACCCAACCGCAAGGUUGUGGUAGGAGAUGUGGCUGGGGGACCCACAGGCGGGAAAGCUGGACCUGCAGGCUCCCAAGGAAGAAAGAAAAAAGUGAGGCGGUCCCAGAAGAAGAAGGCGACCAAGCCUAAUGGGAAGGCUAUGAUGGCAGAUGCGCUUUCCAGGCUGGAAGAAGAGGACGAGUCGGCCUCCUUCGAGUGGAUGUCUGCUUUUGACCGUUUGGGAGACCCCAAGUCAAAGAAACCUCGGACCUCUGCGUUCGAACGGCUGCAGGACACUCGGUCGGCCCGAAAAGGCGACUUGAGAGACACGCUCAAGGAGAAGAAAGGGGAGUCCACAGCGACCUCCAAGGUUGGUUCUGAGGAGCGACGGAUCACAGUCAGGGAUAAGGGCGCAACCGAGCUGUGGAAAAUGUACGAACAACUGGAGAAGCGGCUGGAUGCCCAGAACCCCUAUCGCCAGGCGGUCUUCAGUGAGGUAACGCCCUUCUCCAAAAGGAUAAUGUCCUGCUCUCUCGCAGAUAAUUUCAAGACUCCCCAGAUCAAGGCGUACAACGGGACGACCGAUCCCCAAGACCACCUCGCUCGCUUCGGGGCCAACGUGGUCAUGUAUGCAUAUCCAGAAGAAAUCAAGUGUCGGUGCUUCCUGGCGACACUAGAGGGGCAGGCUUGUGAGUGGUUUCACAAGUUACCCAAGGGGUCGAUAGAUAAGUGGAGCGACCUGGCCCACAAGUUCUUGGAGCACUUCACAUCCAGCCGGAGACAAAAGCUCCCCUUCUCGCAUUUGCUCAAUGUGAAGAUCCGGAAGGGGGAACAACUCCGGGAGUUCAUUAAUAGGUGGGAGAUGGAGGCUAGGGAUGUCCAAGGGGCGGACGACCAAGCCCUGAUCGCCAUGCUCCAAGCUGCACUCCCCCAAGGGGAUGUGCGUAAGGAGCUGCGACGGAAUCCUCUCUCGACCUAUCAAGAGAUGUUGGCCAGGGCGAAGUACCUGGCGCUGGAAGAGGAAUAUGAUGAGCCACCAGUCCGGAAGGAGAAGAAAAGCGGGCCACCUGUGGCAGAAGGAAAGAAAAGGAAGGAUUAUGGUAAGGGGCCGAACCCCACCGGGUAUCAUGCGAACAGGCAUCUUGUUCACGCGAAGGAGGAAGGGCGACCCCGAGCUGAGCCGGCGGAAGAGGUCGAGGAAGUUUCUUUGGACCCGGUUGAGCCAGAGCGGAAGGUGAAGGUAGGUAAAACCUUACCGCCUGAAGUAAAGGAGCAGUUAUUGGAGGUCCUCCGAGCAUUCAAGGUGCUAUUCGCUUGGGGACCAGAGGAUAUGCCAGGGGUCGACCCAAAAAUCAUUUGCCAUAGAUUGGCAGUGGAUCCGACCCACAAGCCGGUCAAACAGGAGAAGUGUUUCCUCUCCUCAGAACGGAGAGAGUUUGUAACCAAGCAGGUGACCACCCUGCAAUCCAUUGGGCACAUCCGGGAAGUCCGCUACCCGGAAUGCCCAAAUGCCCCAUCACGGGUCAGCAAGUGGGGGGUGUUCCUGGGAUCCUUCCAAAUAGAGUUCAAGCCGCGACCGGCGAUAAAGGGGCAGGCACUAGCAGAUUUCGUGGUAGAAUGCACUGCGAGAGAGGUAGAAUCUAGUGGAGAAGAACCCGAAGGGAAUUGGUGGACCGUGUACACCGAUGGGUUGUCCGCGACUGAUGCUUCGGGGGGAGGUGUCGUGGCGAUAUCACCGGAAGGGUUCAAGGCAUACUACUCCGUGAGAUUCCGGUUUAAAGUCUCGAACAAUGAGGCUGAAUAUGAGGCACUGCUUUGCGGCUUGAGGUUGGCAGCCUCAUUAAAAGCUGAGCGAAUCCAAGUCCGGUGCGAUUCCAAGCUAGUGGUAGGCCACGUCACUGGAGAAUUUGAGGCCAAGGAUGAACGAAUGAAGAAGUAUAGAGACACUGCCCUGGAGUUGCUUAAUGCAUUUGAGGCGUACCGGAUAGAGCAGGCAAUGACCCAGGAAGAAGAGUUGCUCGAGCCAAGCAUCAGUCCCGGACAAGUGCUGAUCAUCACACUCAAAGAGGAGCCGGAUUGGAUUGAUGAGAUUACCAUGUACAUCCUUGACGGGUCGCUACCUAUCGACCCAAUCGCGGCAAAGGUGGUGAAACGACGUGCACCCAGCUACACGCUGGAGUGCGGUCGGCUGUAUAAGCGAUCGUACAAUGGUACAUUGUUGAGGUGCUUAAGAGCGGCCGAGGCACAGAAGUUAAUGGAGCAAAUCCAUGAGGGAAUUUGUUCAGCACAUCAGGGAGCCUUCACGAUGUCCAGGAAGGUUGAGAACACCAAUCGUACCAUCAUGGACGGCCUCAAGAAGAACAUAAUGGAAUGCAAAAGUGCCUGGGUGGAAGAAGUGCCCUAUAUUUUGUGGACCUACAGAACUACCCCAAGGAAGGCCACAGGUGAAACUCCUUUCUCGCUCACAUAUGGAUUUGAAGCAAGGGCUCCAGCGGAGACCUCGUUGUUAAAUUAUAGAGUAGAGACGUUUGAUGCUCAAGGAAAUGAGGAGAACCUGAUGGGAGAACUGCACCUCAUUGAUGAGCGAAGGGAAAGGGCAUAUAUGCGGGCAGAAAACUACCGCCGGCAGGUCAAGUCAUAUCACGACCAGCGGGUGCGACCAAGGCAGUUCAAGGUGGGCCACUGGGUCCUUCGGAAGAGGGAGGUUAGCCGGCCGACCAAUGGAGGGAAGUUUGCUAAAAGCUUCGAGGGGCCAUAUAUCAUUAAGUAGGUGUUGGCUGAUGGGACAUUUAGAUUGCAGACUCCAACCGGUGGCGACGUUCCGCGAGUAUGGAAUGCCUCCAACCUUAUCAAAUUUUAUCAAUAGGUUGUAUUCCAGCCAUGUCUUUUUCUUGAAGUUUAAUAAAACCAGCUUUCUGGCACACCU
Cuscuta campestris is the source of this 3684-nucleotide messenger RNA. The record is from the annotation of a GenBank genome assembly. Lineage: Eukaryota; Viridiplantae; Streptophyta; Magnoliopsida; Solanales; Convolvulaceae.